This is a messenger RNA of Prunus armeniaca (apricot), 768 nucleotides long. NCBI's taxonomy places the organism in Eukaryota, Viridiplantae, Streptophyta, Magnoliopsida, Rosales, Rosaceae. The record is from the annotation of a GenBank genome assembly.
AUGGCUCCAAAACCUUCUAAACUUGCUGGAGUUGAUUCAUCUUUAGCUCACUCCGUCAAGGCCCCUCUCACUUGUCUUACCGUUCGGCAAAUCAAGAUAAUUGAGCCCAUCAGACCUCCAAAACCAUCGGACACCCCUACCGAUCGUUUUCAAAAGGCACAGCCACUCCCACCUUCAGUAUCACCGAUCAGUAACUACCAUGGGUCAACCUCCAUAGCUCGAAUCAGACCACGUUGCCGAAGAAGCUUCCUUUCAGCACAGCCAACACAAAGGUCUCACCAAGGCCUUGUGGCUGAAGCCACCGCAGGCUCCCAAAAGUUACUCAAUCCACCCUUGCCGAACGGUAAGGGUUUUGCAGAAGCAAUGGGGACUCGCAAGAUGGCUCCUUCCAAAAAUCAAGGUGCCUCCACGAAACCAGCCUCCUGGCCACUCUACCGGAGCUGUGCAUACAAACCCUCGAGAAACUUCUCAACACCCUUGCCGAACGGCAAGGGUCGUGACGAAACAGGGAGCUUGCGAAAUCUGCUCAAAUCACAUCGGAACCACCAAGUCUUGCCUGCCGAAGGAAAAGGGACGGUCAAGUCUCACCAGGGCCUCACCGUGACUUCACGCCGGAAUCAAUGGAAGACACGACCUCUUCUUCGAACCACGUCGUGCCAAAGCUGUAACCACAAAGCCUCCUCUUCACCCUUGCCGAACGGCAAGGACCAGGCUUUUCAAACUGUAAGCCCAGCUCGACAACCUUCACGGCUCCCUGGCAAAGAUUAA